Molecule: messenger RNA, 723 nt
Organism: Lipotes vexillifer (Yangtze River dolphin)
Lineage: Eukaryota; Metazoa; Chordata; Mammalia; Artiodactyla; Lipotidae
Gene: AURKAIP1
Product: aurora kinase A interacting protein 1
Exons: 3
Coding region: 35-634 (199 amino acids)
Cellular component (GO): mitochondrion
Source: RefSeq, a predicted model, not a curated record
GCUGAGUGCCUGGGGCCGCCGCCAAGCACAGACCAUGUUCAUGGUGCGCCUGACUUCCCAGCUGCUCAGGGCUGUUCCCCGGGCAGGUUGCAGUGGGCCUUGGCUUGUCUGCGGGGUGUUGGGCAGGCAUGCCUGCAGGCCUCGUUACAGCAUGCAGCCAAUAGGCCCAAGUGGGGUUGCCUCCCUCCCUGACCGGCGGGUCCACAUGGAGCUUGAGGAGAUGCUGGUCCCCAGGAAGAUGUCUGUCAGCCCCCUGGAGAGCUGGCUGACCGUUCGCUACCUCCUGCCCAGACUGGACGCUGGGGCCCCAGGGACUGUGUCUCCAGCCCAAGUCUAUGAGUGUCCGCCCAGCCAGGUGGGGGAAGGGGUCGAGCAGGGGGGUAAGGAGGUCUGGGAUGCACCCCAGAUACAGUGCAAAAACGUGCUCAAGAUCCGCCGGCGGAAGAUGAAUCAUCACAAGUACCGCAAGCUGGUCAAGAGGACCCGGUUCCUGCGGCGGAAAGUCAAGGAGGGACGCCUGAAACGGAAGCAGAUGAGGUUCGAGAGAGACCUGAGGCGCAUCUGGCUGAAGGCGGGCCUGAAGGAAGCCCCCGCAGGCUGGCAGACCCCCAAGAUCUACCUGAAGGGCAAAUGAGUCUCGUGUGUCCGUCCCCCAGCCCUGUUACUGCUGAUGACCCAUUGUAAUAAAUAUUCGGAGAACUUAGCCAUCCUUGCUGUCCUGGA